AUGAUCCCAGAGCUGCAGAAACGGAUACAUGCUAACCACUGUUUUUCAGAUGUAGCGCAUUGCAGCAGGUGUCCAGAUGACCAGUAUUCAAAUAAAAAGCGAGAUCAGUGUGUCCUCAAAACUAUAAGCUUCUUGUCUUACAAAGAAAUGUUGGGACUCCUCCUGGCUUCCUUUGUCCUUGCUUUGUCCCUAACCACUGUCUUUGUUCUGGGAAUCUUCAUUAAAUACCGAGAAACUCCCAUAGUCAAAGCCAACAACCGGGAUCUCACCUACAUUCUCCUGGUUUCCCUCCUCCUUUCUUUCUUGACCUCCCUUCUAUUCAUCGGUCAGCCCAACCAAGUGACCUGUUUUCUUCGACAAGCCACGUUCAGCAUUGUUUUUUCUGUUGCUGUGUCCUCCUUGCUGGCCAAGACUGUUAUGGUGGUGGUGGCUUUCUUGGCUACAAAGCCAGGGAGCAGGAUGAGGAAGUGGCUCGGGAAGAGUCUGACCAACUUUAUUGUAUUUUCCUGCUCUGGUGUUCAGGUGGGCAUCUGCUUCAUGUGGCUUGGAAUCUCUCCCCCAUUUCCAGAUUCUGACCUGCAUUCCCAACCAGGACAGAUCCUUUUGCAAUGCAAUGAAGGCUCAGUCACCAUGUUCUACAUUGCCCUUGGCUACAUGGGCUUCCUGGCUGGGAUUUGUUUCUUGGUGGCUUUCUUGGCCAGAAAGCUGCCAGGAACUUUCAAUGAAGCCAAGUGGAUCACCUUCAGCAUGUUGGUCUUCUGCAGUGUUUGGGUCUCCUUUGUCCCCACAUACCUGAGCACCAAAGGGAAAUACAUGGUGGCUGUGCAGAUUUUCUCCAUCCUGGCUUCCAGCUUGGGUUUGCUGGGCUGCAUAUUUAUCCCCAAAUGCUAUAUUAUUAUGCUGAGACCUGACCUGAACACAAAGGAGCAACUAAUGAUGAAAAUUAAAGAGGCCUCUUAG
Messenger RNA from Thamnophis elegans (Western terrestrial garter snake), 960 nucleotides. RefSeq names its product vomeronasal type-2 receptor 26-like. Gene Ontology annotation, biological process: G protein-coupled receptor signaling pathway. Lineage: Eukaryota; Metazoa; Chordata; Lepidosauria; Squamata; Natricidae. Gene Ontology annotation, cellular component: membrane. The record is from RefSeq and is a predicted model, not a curated record. Bases 1 to 960 code for a protein of 319 amino acids. Gene Ontology annotation, molecular function: G protein-coupled receptor activity. The transcript has a single exon.